AUGCGCCAGUGCUGCGAUUGUCUGAACAAGGUCCUCAGUGCUGGAAUCAACGAGAACGUGCGCACUCUGUCCUACUAAAAGUUAGAUGUGAAGGUUAUUCCCAAGGCCGAAAUGGUCGGAACGAUCAGUCAGGCUGAGCGCUGCCGUCGACAACAAUUGGUUGAGGAGAACAAACACUGCCUAACCAUACUAAAGAGGCCAAAACUGGUUCCUGGCAUGAGUCCACAGGAUGUAAUCAAUGCCGAACAAGAAGCUUACUUGGCCUGGCGCCGUGAACUUGCUCGCGUUGAACACAUCGAGGGAAUCGUGGUCACUCCAUAUGAAAAGAACCUGGAUAUUUGGAGGCAGUUGUGGCAAGUUGUAGAGCGAAGUGACGUGUUGGUCCAAGUUGUAGACGCGAGGCAACCCUUGCUCUUCUUGUCGGAAUCCCUCACGAAGUAUGUCGAAGAAGUGGAUCCCCGAAAGCGGACUCUGGUGCUAUUAAACAAGGCGGAUCUACUAACCGACGAGCAGAGGGCUGCAUGGGAGCAAUACCUCAAAUCCAUUGGCGCUCAGGGCCUUUUCUUUUCUGCCCUGGAUCAGAGUGAGCAUUUGAAACACGAUACAACCUCCCCGCUGACCUCCCCACCAAAGACUCAGGCUGAACCCGAGCAGACUGCUAGCGAGCGACAAGAAAUGGACCAUGUUCCAACCGGCAGAGGUGACUGCGCAACAGACGGCCAGAAGUCUGUCGAAGACAUGUGCCGGGACUUUGAUGGGCAACUUGAGAAUGAAACCGACAGUGAGAGUGGCCACUGUACGCUACGUGGUGAGGAUUCAGAGCAAACAGACGUUUCAGAGACGGAAGAGGAGGAUGAAUCUGUCGACGGUUCUCCGAGACUGUAA
Molecule: messenger RNA, 885 nt
Organism: Dibothriocephalus latus
Lineage: Eukaryota; Metazoa; Platyhelminthes; Cestoda; Diphyllobothriidea; Diphyllobothriidae
Source: the annotation of a GenBank genome assembly